This is a messenger RNA of Hirundo rustica (Barn swallow), 3748 nucleotides long. It is a transcript of the gene FRS3, whose product is annotated as fibroblast growth factor receptor substrate 3. The record is from RefSeq and is a predicted model, not a curated record. Gene Ontology annotation, cellular component: cytoplasm. The transcript is spliced from 7 exons. Bases 238 to 1686 code for a protein of 482 amino acids. Lineage: Eukaryota; Metazoa; Chordata; Aves; Passeriformes; Hirundinidae. Gene Ontology annotation, biological process: cell surface receptor protein tyrosine kinase signaling pathway.
CGGGAAAGGCCGGGCCGGGGGCGCCGACACGCUCCGGGGGCCCCGGGCCGCAGCUCCCGGACGGCGGAGCGGGGAGCGCCUCAGGUGGAAGAUGGGAGUGUUCCCCUCAUGUUUUAGGUGAAACCUGCUUGCCAUGAAGUCCCGAGGGAGGUAGAAGGACUGCAGUGGGAAUUCCUUCUCACUCCUCCACAACAAAUCCAACAACUGCCUGAUGGGAUUGCCUCUCUGCCUGGCGUCAUGGGGAGCUGCUGCAGCUGUCUGUGCACAGACAGCAUCCCAGACAACCAUCCCACCAAAUUCAAGGUGACCAACGUGGACGACGAGGGGCACGAGCUGGGCUCGGGGGUGAUGGAGCUGACGCAGAGGGAGCUCAUCCUGCACACGCACAAGCGCGACGCCGUCAGGUGGCCCUACCUGUGCCUGCGCCGCUACGGCUUCGACUCCAACCUCUUCUCCUUCGAGAGCGGCCGCCGCUGCCACACGGGGCAGGGGAUUUUUGCCUUCAAGUGCUCCCGAGCAGAGGAGAUCUUCAACCUGCUGCAGGACCUGAUGCAGUGCAACAGCAUCAACGUGGUGGAGGAGCCCGUGGUGAUCACCAGGAACAGCCACCCCUCGGACCGGGAGCUGGCCCGGAGCCCCCAGGGCCCCACCAGUCUGGGCUACACUGGACUUCCCAAUGGAUUUCACAGCUUCCCAGGAGAAUCCCUGUCCUACUCUGCAGCCCGGCACCCCUCAGUGAGCAGCCUGAGACAUUCCUCUGUGGGGGAAGACUCUACCCACCCCCUCCUGGGGCCUGAGGAGCAGUCCCACACCUACGUCAACACCGGGGAGCCGGAGCCGAGGGGCCGGCACCGUAUGCACUCCUUGCCUGAAGCCCACCCUCCUUUCCCCCCUAGGAACCACAGCUGCUCCCUGGAAGACCGCAACCCCCAGGUCUUCCUGCAGCCGGGGGAGGUGAAAUUCGUGCUGGCUCCCACCUCCGGCUACCGCCGGCUGUGCCGGCACCCCCGGGAAUGCCGGGCGCACCUCUGCCCCCCCAACAACAACAACAACGAGUGUCAGGAGGGGUGUCCGUCCCCUCAGUGCGUCUACGAGAACCUCAACGGCCUGGUGGCCCCCAGCACCUCGUCCCUGUGCCGGCCUGGCCGCUCCAAGGUGUCCCGGGAGGACGGGAGCUGCUCCCAUCGCCGCUCGGCGCUGCUGCACUACGAGAACCUUCCGGCCCUGCCGCCGGUGUGGGAGCUGCAGCCGGCCCGGCACAGGGACGAGGAGGCCGGCACGGCACCCACGCCGUCCCCCAACGGCUUCUCGGAGGCCGGCGAGGAGGAGCCCCUGCAGAAUUCCAUGGGCUCCGAGAGCGCGGCGCCGCAGCCUCGCCGCUCGUUCCUGCCCAGAGCCCGGCGCAGCCGCCUGCCCAACGUCUUCAGCUUCGACUUCCCCCGGCCCUGCCCGGAGCCUCCGCGGCAGCUCAACUACAUCCAGGUGGAGCUGGAGCCUGAGCCCUGCAAGGGACCGCAGGACCCGCGGGUGACGGCCCCCGCCAGCCCCGGUGCCCGCCGCACCGACUCGUACGCCGUCAUCGACCUCAAAAAGACAGCGGCCAUGUCCAGCCUGCAGCGGGCCCUGCCCAGGGACGAUGGCACCUCGAGGAAAACGCGGCACAACAGCACUGACCUGCCCCUCUGAGGGCCACAAGUGCCAGCCCCGUGUCGUGGCUUCGGUCCUGCCCCGGUGUCGCCGAUUCCCUGUUUGCCCGUUCCCCGGGGGCCCGGCGUGGCUCCUGCAGCUGCUGCUGUUGAGGCUCGUCUGUCUGUCCAUCUGUCUGUCUGUCCGUCCUCCCCUCUCUGUGUUGCUCGUUUCUCAAGCCUUGUGGGAUGUUUGGAGACUCGGAGGGUUGGGUUGGAUUCCGGGCGGGAGGUGCCAGCGGUGAGGUGGCACAGCCUGGGGUGGGGCAGGGCAGAGGCAGAGCUGGGCGGUGCCACGGGGGAGUGCUCCCAAAACUGAGCUGCUCUGGGAGCUCCGUGCAAACCGUUCCCCGUGGAUUUCACGUCUCCAGGAGAGCGCUCUGCACUGAGCUGGGAUUUCACAUCUCCAGGAGAGCUCUGCCACUCCAGGGCUGGGAUUUGCCUUGUGGUUCCAGUGGUGCCUGGAGAGGAGGGAGCUCACGCCGUGGCCUUUCCCCCCUCAGCUCACUGUUUGUUCCUGAAGCUUUUUAUCCUUCUGUCCCUGUCUCAGAUUCAAUUUCAAUUGGGCAGCUGCAAUUAAAUGAGGAGGACACAGAGCCAUGGGCACACACUGUGAUCACAGAAACCUUGAUUGCCUAAAUCCUUAAAAUUCCCUUCCCUGCUUUAGAAGAGGAGGGAAAGGCCACAACCACGAGGGAGAUUGGAAGCUUGGUCUAGAAAACUUCACUUGUGCCAUACCCCGCUUUGUUUUUUUACGAGGGUUCCUUUUGGCAGCUGCUGAGAAGUGCUGUGGGUUUAUUUAUUUGUUCCCUUAUUUAUUUAUGAACUGCUCCUUUGCAUCCCUGUUCGCCGUCAAACUGGUGCCAGCCUGAAGCGCGCGCUCGCUGGGGCUCGCUCCUGCCUGGGGGACAGGUCCCAAAAGAGCUGGGUGGCUUUGCUGAGCCACCAACUUGGGGGAAAAACACUGUGGAAAAGAGCAGCUGGGAAUGAAGAAUCCAUGAACUCGGGGCUGACUGUCACGGGGUGGGUGGGAAAUGGAAUGGGAGACGUGGGAGUGGGAGCGGAGCCGCGGGGCAGCCGAGCUUGGAGUGGCAUCAAAGUCGUUGCCUACACCCACGAGCCUGGCUGGGGCCGGGAGCAGCCUCUGCUCGGUGUCAGGAGUGAACGUGCAGUUUGUUCCCUUAACUGCGGACCUGGAAGGGCUAAAAUUCCGGGUGCAUUAGUGGCCUUUCGCCGUGGAUUUUUUUGUCUGGACGCCGGGGUCGCGCUGAGCUGCCCGGGGACGUCCCCUCGCCCCUCCCCGCGGGACACGGCCUUUCCCUGGAUUUCCCUGUGCCUGUUCCUGUGGAGAGCACUGCUCUGGGAUGCUCUGGGAUGCUCUGGGAUGCUCUGGAGCCCCACCUCCCUGCUGGCUGUGUCCGUGUUCCUCCUGGGACAGGAGCUGGAUCCAGCGCCCGGCCAAGCCUCGUGUCCCCCUUGUCCUUCGAUGUUUCCCGCUGUUGACGUCCGUGGAAGAGGACAGAGCCCCGUCCCCCAGCUCCAAGGGCCAGGAGCUCGAGUUCCAGGUUUUGGAAAUCCGGCCUUUUUUUUUUUUUUUGGUUUUUGGUGCUGUCAUGUCCUGUUGAGCCGUGACCCUGUUGGGAGCAGGGCCACGUGUCCCAAGUCUGAGUGGUGCCAUGUUUGUGUCGCGGAACGUGGAGUUCUUGGCUUUGCUGUUGCACUAUAAAUUCCAAGUGUGCCACACGCUUCAAUCCACUGGUUUUUUUCUUUUGGUUUUUGGAAGUCCUUGUGCUCGUCUUCCAUUCUUUCGUCCACCCCGUCCCUUGUGUCACCUGUAACUGAAAGGAAACCCAAGUAAUAUAUUUUUAUAUGUAUAACAAAUAACUUUAUUUGAAAGAAAACAAAACAAAACAACCCCCACCCCAAGUAAUGUAUCCCCCUAAAUCCAGCUUUCAUUUAGGGAAGUGAGAGAAGAAAUUGUUUAUAUCUAUCCAUCUAUCUAUCUAUCUAUAUAUAUAAAAGUUAACUGCGAUAAGCUUUAAAUAAAGUAUUUAAAUAAAGAA